Molecule: messenger RNA, 12294 nt
Organism: Ruditapes philippinarum (Manila clam)
Lineage: Eukaryota; Metazoa; Mollusca; Bivalvia; Venerida; Veneridae
Product: voltage-dependent calcium channel type A subunit alpha-1-like
Exons: 51
Coding region: 96-8297 (2733 amino acids)
Biological process (GO): calcium ion import across plasma membrane; chemical synaptic transmission
Cellular component (GO): membrane; voltage-gated calcium channel complex
Molecular function (GO): high voltage-gated calcium channel activity
Source: RefSeq, a predicted model, not a curated record
CGGUGGCAUUUUUAUAUUGCACUUCUCUUGCAUAAUUUCAUUUGCUAUUCCACUUAAAUAUAUCAUGACCGGAAGCCUUGGUGGAAAUUUGGACCAUGUUUUCUGAACCUUUUAACUACAUUACUUCCGUUUUCCGUGAUCUUAUAGGAAAUAAUCCCAAUAAUGAAGAGUCUCCUGAACACGAGGAUCUGUCUUCUGAGCGAACGCUGUCACGUAAUCGCUCACAAUCACGUGACAAAGUGUCGUCUGCAAGUGCUGCAGCGACGCAGACUCAGACCACGAUAGAAAUGCAGGAACUGAAUGCAUCUAAACUAAGGGAGGCAACUGUUGUAAGAGACGCUGAGUAUGAGGAAAGAGUUAAUGAAAUGUUAGCAGAAGUUACGAGUAGGGAAACUGGAUAUUCCUCCGAUACAGAUAGCUAUGAAAAUAUUUCUAUACAUUAUAACGAUACAGAUGAACCAGUUAUCAGUCGUGACACGUUUGAAAGAGGAAGCGGUCCUAGACACCGAAAUGUUUCUUCUCGACGAGAACUUACAGCAGACGAAAUUCAAAUAGAGUAUGAGUCACGUGACCGCUUAUCGCCAGGUGUAAAUGUAACGCGAAAUGACAUGGGGAGUAAUGCUUCAUCUACUCUGGCCACUGUUAGAAGACCAGAGGAGACAUUAUUGAAGGACAAUUCUAACAAUAUGCAUUCAAAUGACGCCAGGGGUGCAACUAAUAUGGGUUUCGAGGAUGGUGAAAACGAGGCAGCUCAAAACAAUCUUGAGGAGCUUGAUGUUAUAAAACCUCUUCCGAACAUAGCGUCGGUUUCAAACAUUUUUAUGGAGCUCAAAACAGGUAGAAAUAAUUCAGGCAGUCCGGAAUUAAAUUCCAAUUUGCAAUCGCAAGUACCGAAGCGUAGAUUUAGCGCCGCAGCUGAAUGGACAAAAUUGGCAGAAAAUAAGGCUGUUCUAGCAUCUGGCAGCUCGACCACAAGUUUUCUUUCAACAAACCCCACUGUUGCUGCCCGACUGACUGAAUCAUAUCAGCGUGCACAGAAAAGGGUCGAGUCAAGACGGCCAUCUCUUUAUUCCAUUGUACGCAAAAUUCAUGCGGAGAAAUUAGCCAGAAAACUUCGGGCCUUUAUAGACCAUAACGCUGACUCAUCGUUCCAGUUUAAACAACCAAAGUAUUACAUGCAGGACUCUAGCUCUAGUGACGAUGAAUUCGUACCACGUGACCCAUACAGCACAGUGUUAAGGAAACGGAAGUGGUAUGAGCGUAAACCGAAAUCAGGGACGGAAAGAUUAAUGCAAACCAAAUUCUUUGCCAAUGCGAGAUUACGGUAUAAAGCCCGCACUAUGAUCGGUGCGGCGGGGAGUCGCCACCAGCGGCGCAGGGCGUCGCUGGCUGUGUCGGCGCUCAGUGGCAGCAGCAUGUAUAGUCCCAUGGAGCAAUUACGAGAGCUCGAUGAAAAUGGGCCCCGGCCGCCCCCAAGUCGGCGCCGUGCUUGUGACACUUCUGAUUUUAAAUCUUGUGCAAUUCUUCAAACAAGACUUAAGGAAGUUAAACGCUACCCCGAAAUGGCGUCUUUCACUGGAAUGAAUAGAGACGAAGACAUGACUGGACCCGUGGAUGGAACGCUGGGUCAGGCGACCAGCAGGGCCGCACACCUUAGUCUUCCUGGAUUUGGGAAUUCAAAUACCCGAUCCCUGUUUAUUUUCAGCGAAGAAAACUUUAUACGGAAGUAUGCGAAGAUCAUAAUAGAAUGGGGGCCGUUCGAGUAUAUGGUGCUACUUACUAUCAUCGCUAACUGUGUCGUAUUAGGCCUAGAAGAACAUUUACCACAGAACGACAAAACACCUCUAGCUGAAAAGCUGGAGAAGACAGAAUUGUACUUUUUGAUUAUAUUUUGUGUAGAGGCUUUACUAAAGAUCGUAGCAUUAGGUUUUAUAUUACAUCGUGGUUCAUAUCUACGCAACGUUUGGAACAUCAUGGAUUUUGUAGUUGUAGUAACAGGGUUCAUUACCAUAGCAGCCACUAGUACAUUAGAUUUACGGACUUUGAGAGCAGUCCGUGUGUUACGUCCCCUUAAACUGGUGUCGGGUAUACCAAGUUUACAGGUGGUACUGAAGUCAAUCAUACGGGCUAUGGCACCCCUGCUUCAAGUUUGCCUUCUAGUUUUCUUCGCUAUCAUCAUGUUCGCCAUUAUAGGGUUGGAAAUUUACAAUGGUGCAUUCCACUUUGCAUGCUAUAAACGAGAUGCUCAGCAUAGUAACGAUGAAGAUGAUAUAUAUGUAGGAGAAGAGGAUAGCAUUAGACCUUGUAGUUCUAAAAACAUAGGUAGUGGAUAUAAUUUAGGUGGUUUUCGAUGCCAAGAAAACGUUUCAGAAUGCCGCCCAUAUUGGCGCGGCCCGAACUAUGGCAUUACUAGUUUUGAUAAUAUUGGAUAUGCAAUGUUAACUGUUUUUCAAUGUUUUACAAUGGAAGGAUGGACUACUAUUCUGUAUAAUACAAAUGAUGCGUGUGGAAAGUAUUUCAACUGGAUUUAUUUCUAUCCUCUUAUAAUUCUUGGGUCAUUCUUUAUGCUCAAUUUAGUGCUUGGAGUUCUCAGUGGUGAAUUUGCCAAAGAAAGAGAAAGAGUAGAAAAUCGUAGAGCAUUUUUCAAAUUACGCCGAAGGCAGCAACUUGACAGAGAGCUAAAUGGUUAUCUGGAGUGGAUUUGUAAAGCAGAGGAAGUCAUUUUAAAUGAAGAAAGAACAACAGACGAAGAGAAGAUAAAAAUAAUAGAAGCUAAAUUAAAGAAAGAGCUCGAGGAAGACGAAGCUCGGCGGCGGGCGGCGGCUAGAAAGAUGAAACAAUUGCAGGACGGAAAAUACAACGACGACGAUAAUGAUGAUAAUAAUGAUGAUGAUUUACUAGGAGAUUUAAAUAUAGGAAACGCCCUUGGCAAGAAUUUCCGUGGAAAGAAGAAUACAGGGAAAUAUGCCGCAUUUUGGAAGGCAGAAAAACGAUUAAGAUAUGCUGUUCGUCGGGCAAUCAAAAGUCAAGCAUUUUAUUGGACUGUGAUAAUUCUCGUUCUUUUAAACACCCUUUCCGUGGCCUCAGAACACUACGGUCAACCGCAGUGGCAUACACAAUUUUUAUACAUUACAGAAUUUUUAUUUCUGGGUCUUUUUAUGAUGGAGAUGAUUAUCAAAAUGUAUGGUCUCGGUGUUCGUAUCUAUUUCCAGUCUUCGUUUAAUAUAUUUGACUGUGUUGUAAUUGUUGGAAGUAUAUUUGAAGUUAUAUGGUCAGAGUUUAAAGAGGGUGCAUCGUUUGGUAUUAGUACCCUUCGUGCUCUACGACUGCUCAGAAUAUUCAAGGUCACAAGAUAUUGGUCAUCGUUACGUAAUCUAGUAAUCUCGUUGUUACAUUCGAUGAGGUCAAUCAUCAGUCUCUUAUUCCUACUCUUCUUAUUCAUCCUCAUAUUUGCCUUACUCGGGAUGCAGUUAUUCGGAGGAGAAAUGAACUUUGAGGAAGGGCGUCCCGCUUCCCACUUCGAUACAUUCCCUAUUGCUCUGCUGACGGUAUUCCAGAUAUUGACUGGAGAAGACUGGAAUGAAGUCAUGUAUUCGGGUAUACGAUCAGGCGGUGGUAUAGAGGGUUACGGCAUGUUGUUCUCGUCAUAUUUUAUCAUUCUCGUUGUCUUUGGCAACUACACACUGCUGAAUGUAUUCUUGGCUAUUGCUGUUGACAAUUUAGCCAAUGCACAAGAGUUAACCGCCGAUGAGGAAGAUUCCGAGGUUGCACGCGAAGAGAUAAUCAGCAUGUUGAACGAAUCGGUGUCCAUGAAUCUGCGCAUGGACGAGAUUGGCAAGGCAAUGGAAAAUCAUUUUGGUACACAACCCGGUGGGGGUCCACCACCUAUAAACAUCUGCCCUCCGUCUCCACAAAAUAAUGAUGAGACGAAAAUCGGAACCUUUGCAUAUAUAUCUUUCAGUAACGCCAAGCACGACACUAAUCUAAGUCAGAACAAUCUAAAAGAUAACCUCAACAAAGAAGUAACAGUGACAAUGCGCAGUGGUGCUAUACCAAACAGAAACCGAGACGAUGAAUCAGUGAGAAGUAGCAGUAUUGACUUGCCAAGACAAAACACUAAUACGAGCCAAGAUGAACCAGGAUUUGGCCAACCAAAACCUAUGUUACCAUACAGUUCUAUGUUUAUUUUUGGGCCUACAAAUCCAAUACGUCGAUUCUGUCAUUUUGUUGUGAACCUGCGUUACUUUGACCUGUUCAUCAUGGUGGUCAUCAGUGCAAGUAGUAUAGCUCUAGCAGCCGAAGAUCCAGUUGACGAACAAUCAGAACAUAAUAAAAUACUGAACUACUUUGAUUACGUUUUUACUGGCGUGUUCACGAUAGAACUUAUUUUGAAGAUUGUUGACCUAGGUAUCAUUCUUCACCCAAGAGCAUACUGUCGAGACCCAUGGAACAUCCUAGAUGCCACCGUAGUUAUUUGUGCCCUCGUUGCCUUCUUUUUCACCAAAUCGAACAUGCUUAGCGACAGCGCAGGGAAGAAUUUAAAUACAAUCAAAUCGCUAAGAGUUUUGAGAGUGCUACGACCAUUAAAAACCAUUAACCGAGUUCCAAAACUCAAGGCUGUCUUCGAUUGUGUUGUGAACUCACUGAAGAACGUGUCUAACAUACUUAUCGUUUAUAUGUUGUUCCAAUUCAUCUUCGCCGUCAUCGCUGUACAGUUGUUUAAAGGGAAAUUUUUCUAUUGUACCGACGAAUCAAAAGAAACACGUGAGGAAUGCAAAGGACAGUACUUUUCCUAUGAAGACGGUCCUGAUUCACCUAAAGUUGAAGAACGAUUGUGGGCCCGACAAGACUUCCAUUAUGAUAAUGUUAUGUAUGCCAUGUUAACAUUGUUUACCGUAACAACUGGAGAAGGAUGGCCAGCUGUAUUGAAGAAUUCCAUGGACUCUACGUUUGUUGACCAAGGACCGCAGCCUAACUACCACAUGGAAAUGGCCGUGUUUUAUGUCGUCUUCUUUAUUGUAUUUCCGUUUUUCUUCGUCAAUAUCUUCGUAGCUCUUAUUAUCAUUACAUUCCAAGAACAAGGAGAAAGCGAUCUUGGUGAUCAAGAUUUAGAUAAAAAUCAAAAACAAUGCAUUGACUUUACAAUGAAUGCUAAACCGCUGUGUCGAUUUAUGCCAAAGAAUAAAGGGUCUUUCAAAUAUCGUGUUUGGAAAUUGGUAGUUUCCACAAAGUUUGAAUAUUUAGUCAUGACACUUAUAGCCUUAAAUACAGUGGUUCUUAUGAUGAAGUUUAAUAAUCAGCAAGACUUUGAGAAUAAGUUUCGGGAGCGGUCGACAGAGAACGGACAUACUUCAAUCACUGACCAAGGGUCAUUCUAUGAGAAGGUUCUCAUAUCUAUAAAUAUAAUCUUCACGGUGCUAUUUACGAUUGAAUGUAUUCUAAAACUAUUGGCGUUUGGGAUUAAGAAUUAUUUCCGUGAUGCCUGGAAUAUAUUUGACUUUGUCACCGUGUUAGGGAGCAUCUUGGACGUGAUGAUAAAUGAGUUUGGGGACCGGGUUGCAGAAAUGGUAACAGGGGAAGAACAGGGAGAUUAUGUUGGGUUGAAUGUCGGCAUCUUCAGGUUGUUCCGUGCAGCUAGACUGGUUAAGCUCCUACGUCAAGGAUACACAAUAAGAUUACUUCUUUGGACAUUUUUACAAUCAUUUAAGGCCCUGCCUUACGUAUGUCUGCUCAUUCUAAUGCUGUUCUUCAUCUUCGCUAUCAUCGGCAUGCAAAUAUUCGGCAAUAUUAAACUUGACUCUGAGACUGACAUCAACAGGCAUAACAACUUCAGGAGUUUCUUUCAAGCUCUCAUGUUAUUAUUCAGAUGCGCUACAGGAGAAAACUGGCAGCAGAUAAUGUUAUCUUGUCUCAGUAACACAGCAUGUGACCCAUUGUCUGACAUGGGAACCAAUGAAUGCGGCCUUGAUCUUGCUUAUGGAUAUUUUGUUUCAUUUAUAUUUCUCUGUUCUUUUCUUAUGUUGAAUUUAUUUGUUGCCGUUAUCAUGGACAACUUUGACUAUCUGACACGUGACAGCUCUAUUCUUGGUCCGCAUCAUUUAGACGAAUACACGCGUGUCUGGGCCGAGUACGAUCCAGGUGCCACUGGACGUAUACAGUAUACGGAUAUGUACGACAUGUUACGGAACAUGGAACCUCCUGUCGGAUUUGGCAAGAAGUGCCCAUAUAGACUUGCAUACCGUAAACUUAUUAGAAUGAAUAUGUCGGUUGCAAUGGACGGAACUGUGCAUUUUACAACAACAUUGUUCGCUCUUAUUCGGGAGUCAUUGGGAAUAAAAACGUCCAUUACUGAAGAGAUGGACAAGAAGGAUGAAGAAAUGCGAGAUGUUAUACAGCGUCUAUGGCCAGUUCAAGCUAAAAAGCUUAUAGAUUUACUAGUUCCGCCGAAGGAAGAAUUAAACGAGGGUAAAAUGACUGUAGGAAAGAUUUAUGUCGGUCUCCUUAUUGCUGAAAACUGGAAAGCAUACAAAGCUAGUCAGCUGAAUGGACAAACAACAAGAAAGGAAGUCUUGGAAGAGCCGCCCGACAACGACGAGAUCGACUAUAAUAUUCCGUUGCUUGCUGAAUUUGACCAGCGACCGCCAUCUUUGUUCCAACGUCUCAUGGGUGUCAUGCGCACACCGUCGGGUCGCUCGAGCCAAAGCAUUGACUCUGAUCAUUCAGGGGAUGAAGACACUCAUAGUUUCCUUCGGCGGAAUAGCAGCAAACGUCGAAAUAGAGGUGGGAGCGGACAUGAGUUAGGAAGUUUACAGACUCGAUACAUACGUUAUGGAGGACUCCACGGGUAUAUUAAUGACUCGUACUCGACCGACGAUGCUGAAAGUACACCAGAUGAUAGGUCAUCUGGUAUUUACAUUGUAUCAGACCAUUAUAAGUCAUUGGAUAAGCACCACGAUUUUUCACAUGGUCUCCGACCAGAACAUGCUGGCCACGGUAUACCAAGACCAAACUCUGAGAAUAGUCAUAUUGGACAACAGACUCCCUCAUUGCCUACUACUCCCGUCUCCCCAAGAUCUCCACUACUGAACCACAGAAGCCCCUUUGAAUCCCCAGCAACCUCACCCGGUCCGUUUAGAAGGUCAACAUCCCCAAGAAGAAAUCAGAUUGAUGUCGGAUUUGCCUCUGCUGUUGCAAACAUAUGUGAACAAGCACAUGAGAUAGUUGAGCAAGAGCGUAGAAAACAUAAAGUUCCGGCAAGACAUGAAGAUAGUAUAAGCAUACCGAAUUCACCACAGUUACGUAGCAGACCACGACUCAAACAGCAACGGCCACCUUUGAUGCCUCAACCACAUGUUAUGGGUUCUCCCCUACCUAGUCCACAGCCACGCAUUAGAUCGGAAAUGUAUCGUUCUACAUCUUUAGAAACGAGAUCUAGAUCGCCGUCACCUAAUCCCACCCCAUCGUCUACACCUAUGAAUGAGUAUUACGGAGGCUCUAACCUUACUGAUCGUUCACGGAGUCCAACACCUGUGAGUAGUCCUGUGAAUACGCCACCCAAACGUUCGACACGGAAGUUACCUACGGCUCCAGUACAGCCCACCAAGCCUUCAACGCUGAAUCUUGCUCAACCUAAGCUCAAAGAGAACAUGCCGCGUGUAAUGCCUUCCCCCACUAUCCGUCAGCCUUCCAAAAGCCCUGGAAGUAUUAACUUUCCAAGAUUGAAUACUUCUCCAACACGCAAACCUAAGUUAAAUAUAGCCCCUGUUCCGCAUAAUAUUCCCCCGCCAGGAAAGCUUGGACGUCCCGAACCUUACAGUCCAACUGAAAGAAACAAUUUGAAUAAGAUAAGUGACCCGAGAGAUAGACCUGGUCAAACUAGAUCACUCCCGGGUCAUUACAGUAGGCGACCAAAUGUGCCACCGAACGAUAAUGGACAUCGUGUUUCACGUCAUUCACCUGACUUUAAUAGAAUGCGUGAAAAUGAAAGAACUAGACAUCCACCUAGUAGACAUUUUGAUGAACCUAGGCAUGCUCCUAGUAGACAUGUCGAAGAAUCUAAUCAUGGAGCCAGUCCUGUGAGAGGCCGUAUUGAUAGAUCACGUGACCGGAUGCAUUCAAAUCCAAAUCAUAAUAAUCAAGGAAACGAACCAUCUCGGACUGUAAGACAGCCUGCAAGUGUUCCGAAUGGAUUUAAAAGUAGAAAUGGAAAUAGAAAACAAGAUAAAAUGGAACUAAGAAGUGAUAGCAAUGUUCCUUUGACUAAUGAUUCGGAUGAUGAUGAUGAAGAUUGGUGUUAAAGUGUUUCAUUUAUAGUAAUUUUAAUUGGUGUUUAUUAUUUCCAAAACAUAAGUUACAAACUUAAAGAUGUUUUGUACUGCCAGAAAACUUAUCACAGCAUUUUUAAAAUAAUAUUCACCAUGUAGUACAUACAUCGUUUCAGUUCAAUGCUUUUGCUCAAACAUGAACCAUUCUGUCAGACUUGUAUUGCAAAAGACCCCAAUGUGUCAUUUCCGGUAAAGCUAUAAAUAGGAGACUCCAAUGUGUCAUUGCCGGUGAAGCUAUAAAUAGGAGUAUUCAAUGUGUCAUUUCCGGUAAAGCUAUAAAUAGGAGUCUCCAAAGUGUCAUUGUCCUUGAAGCUAUAAUUAGGAGUCUCGUAUUACCAUUUAUAACGCCAAAGUGAACAUAUUUGAAUAACUUUGAUUCCUGAUAGGUGUCAAUUUAAACAGCUUUGGCUCUUUACCAAUUGGGGACUGUAAGAACCAUUUUAAAUGGUAUCCAGUAAUAACUUCUUUAAUAUUGCAACCGUAAAAAUUGUUUGAAGUAUGUGUUUUCUUUAUAGAUGUUUUUUUAUUUACCUCACUUACAAAUAUCCCUUUGGCAGGUAUUGUACCUUUGGUUGGUAUUUCUAUAGCAUUGUUACUCAUUUCUUGUUUAAUUGAAGUUGUUGCAUUUUAAUUCUAUGAAUUUAUGUAGUUAAAAUUUUAUAUACUGUUAUACUUGUGAUUGUCAAAAAAGUAAACAAAUAAAUUUUGUCAGUUUUAUAUAAUUGUUUACGAUAAUAAAGUAAUAUAUGUUGAAUUAUAUGUUAUUGAUAAAGUUAAAAGUGUGUUUGUUUAAAGGAGCAUAUGUUUAAUUUAGUAUUUGUUGUGUUAUUGAUCGGAGUUCGAAUAAAUAAACACAUUUUUUCACAAACGUGGAAUUGAUGUAAAGACCACAGACUGUUACAAAGAAGCAGUUAUUGUCUUCAAUCUAGAAUCUAAUAACAAUAUUUUAUGUAUAUAUUGAAUACUAUUUGUGUUUAAUUAUUAUUAUUUUUUAUUUAUGUUUAUCAUGAAAUUAAAGGUAUGCUCCUUUAGAAUAUGUAUGUAUAUAUAAUAAUCAUGUUUAUUGUCAGUGCAUUGGUACAAAUGUUAAGAGAUUAAAAUAUGACAUUUGCGUGCAUUAAGUUAUGAAUGUAAAAAUCAAAGUCAAUUUAGUAAUUGGAGUGAUUCAUUCAUUGUUUUGAUAGUAAUAUAUAGGGACAGAAAAAUAUUGGUAAAGUUACGUCUUCAUGUUGGAAAAAGAUUUUGACGUUUAAGUCAUUUAUAUGUCAUGAAGGUAACUAAUAUCAAGUAUUUAGUCUGUUGUAAGUCAUUUUACUUUAGGCCGUUACAUGUUACAUUGAGUUUAUCUCUCAGUAUAUGUCAGUAAUUAAUUUCCUUUUUUAACAUUGAGUUGUUUGCAUUGCAUGCGUUUGAUACAGCUCGUGACAUUUGAUACGUUACAUUAAAUUAGUGGCAUUACAUUGGGUUUAUCCUUUACAUGUAUUUCCUCUAUUUUCAUUGAUGAGUCGGAGAUAUUACAUUGAGUGUGACACGUACGUUACAUUUAAUUCUUGACGUUACAUUUAAUUCAGUUUAUCAAAUACAGAUCAAGAUCGUCUCGUUACAUUGAAUUUGUAAAUUGAUUACCUGGAAACACAAAAAAGUGAAUUCCAUAAUAAAGUAUAUAUGUUAACACAUUCCACAAUUACGUCAUUCGAGAGUUUUUGUUUGUUCUGUCGUUGAUAUAGAUUUAAGAUUCUUUCACAAUAUUAAUGGUGGAUUUGUGUCAUGAUAUCGCUUUCAACCCUAAUAAUGUUCUUAAAAUGUUAAAAUUAUUUUAAAGCUAUUUACAUUUUAAAGCGGUCUUCAGCUUUUCGUAAGGUGAAAUAUGUUAUUUUUAGAUAAAUCGUUUCAUAAUAAUUAUUGUCAAAUCAAAAGAAUUUAGUUAUGAAAUGAUAUUUGUCGUCGAUUAUAUACAUAAACAAUAAAAAAAACCUGGAUACCUAUAAUCUACCGUUCCGCUCUCUAUAUGUAAAUUAGUAAAGCGGAUGAUUCUUUUCCCAAUCUUCUUUUUUUAGAAACGAACGUCAUUGGUGCGCUAUAAAUAUCUCUCGGGCGCUGUUUUGAAGCUAAAGGCCGCUUUAAGCAAUUGCAUUUGUAAAAUGGGUCCAAUUGUUUAUUCAUAUCAUCAGUAUAUGCUGUUAAAAUUAAUCUGAUCAGAUAUUUGAACAAAUGAUGUACAAUUCACAAAAUCUCAAGAUAAAAUGUAUGUGCGCUUACAUUAUACUAGUAUAUAAAUUUGAUAUACAAAAGGUUGUGUAAUGUCCGUUUUGUAAAUGGUGUUUACCAUGAAGAAAACCAUUACUUUUGAUACGCAAGUAUGGUCAGUAAAAGUCCGAGUUAUCUCCCUUAACUGUUUUCAAUGAACGGGGAAUAGAAGUUAUAUUUGUUGGCUACUAGAAUUGUUUUGUAUUUGUUGUGUCAAUUAUCGAGAGUUUUAUCACCUGUCGUGAAAUGACUCGUUAAAUUUUUGUUUAAUUGCAGUAACAAACGAGAACACGUCAUGUAUUCUUAUAAGUAUUGUUUACUUUUUCUUCUGUUUUUGUAUGCAAAUCAUAAUAAUUUCAGAAGAGAUUAUUUCCUUGUUUUGGUUUAUUUAUGUGUAAUUAGACAUACAAAUCAUUGUGAUUAUAGAGAUAAACUCAAAUCUAAUUUGUCUUUGAUUGGCAUAAUCAAAAUUUUAUUUAACUUCUCCUCUGAGAGUAUUGUUUGUUUGCAUGGUUUUCUUAAUGUAAGUUAUUUUACAUUAAUAUGAUGGCCAUGUGAAGUGAUGUAUUGAAACUGUUUUUAUACUCUAUAAUGAUAGAUAAAGUCAUUAAUAGUUAUUGUUUUAAAUGCUGGUAAUGUAUGCUGUUUGUUUUGCAUGUUAUAGAAAUUGCAUGUUAUUUUCAGUCAUUUUACUUAAUUUAAUAAAAUGUUAUGUCAUAAUACAAAAAUAAGGACUCUGACAAAUAUUUUGCAUCGGGAAUUUAUAUAUUCCUAUGGCAAAAAUUACCAAGGCGAUUUAUGAAAUCUUUACAUUCCUUGAAACUGAGAGUGAAAAGUAAUUAAUAUAUUUGUCAUUAAUUUCAUGAAUCAAACUCAUGAUAUAUUCGGUCGUUAAUUACAGAACACUUGAAUAUUUCUGAUCGACCUUUGUUAAGUUAUAUAUUUUUUCAAAUAUAUACAUGGCUAAAAACGAAAAUGCCGUGUAUUAUGAUAAAUUUUAUUCAGGUGCGUGCGAUUUCUUUUUCAUCCUUUUGAACGGAGGAAUCAAUAUAAUGUUCAUUCGCAAUAAACAUUAGAUAAAUGUAGAUAUUAUUAACAGAUAGGUCCUUAUAUGUGUACAAAUCUGCUUCUACAAAUCCUUUUUCAUCUAUAAAUAUAUUUCAUAGUACAUGUCUCACACACUUGUCAUAUUAAUGCAUGUAUCUUUUUGUCAGUCUAUACCCUAGGUGUUUUCAUUCUAUUUUCUAGUGUUGGCAAUAUGUGCUAUAAUUUAUUGUAAACAAAGAAAGAAAUGACGUAUACAUGCAAUAAUGCCCUGAAUAUCAGAACAUUAGCAUUAAUUUCUUAAGAAUUUUAUUAUCAAAGAAACAUGUUAUUCUAGACCAACAGUGUAAAGAAAACUGGAAUAAUACUGGAAUACGUAUGAAUAGUAGACCAUUCAAAACUUGAUAACAUAAACACAAAAUUUGAUUGAUCAACGUUUUAACCAAAAGGUAUUAAAAUAUCAAUUUGUUGUCUUGUUGUUGAUUUUUGUUUUGAUUUUUUCAGUUAUAGAGAAAUAGUAACAAGUAUUACAUGUUACCAAUACUAGAAUUUAAACAAUUUAUCUGUGAUUUUUGUUAUUCAAUUUCAAAUGUAAAAUUCUUAAGCGAUGUAUUUGUUUUAUUUUUUAUCAAACUAUUUAUAAAUUUGCUUCAAUGACCAAUAAAAUAAUAUUAAUGAA